UAGAGAAACAGGUACUCAUGGUAGCAAAAGCUGUAGAGAUCAAGAACGAUGAUGAAGUUCGCUCAAAAGAACUUCCCAGAUCUGGACGGUAUUGAGGCGUUGAAUUCCUUUUUUUGGUUAUAUUCAAUUCUGACCAAAUUUGAUUUGCUUUUUAAUUGUUUUUUCAAUUUGUUUUUCAUGAAUGAUGUUGAAGAUGAGAAAAAUAAUUGCCGCAAAAGCCACUUCUUUUCAGGCUUUCCUUCCACCAUCCCCACCAAAGUUACCACUAAUUGGAAACCUCCACCAGUUAGGCUUGAGUAUUCAAGCUGCCCUUCACUCCCUGGCUCAAACCUAUGGUCCAGUUAUGUUGCUUCAUUUUGGCACCGUGCCUGUAGUUGUAACAUCAUCUGUUGAAGCAUUUAGGGAGAUUAUGAAAACCCAAGAUAUAAUAUUUGCAAACAAACCAGUUACAAAGAUUCUUACUAAACUUGCUUUUGACGGUAAAGACAUAACUUUUGCCGCAUAUGGAGAGCACUGGAGGCAGGUGAAAAGCAUUUCCGUACUACAUCUUUUAAGCAACAAAAGGGUUCAGUCGUAUCGACAGGUGAGAGAGGAAGAGGUUGUUCAUAUGAUCAAAACAAUUCAAGGAGCCAAUGGAUCCGUUAUUGAUUUAAGCGAUAUAGUUACUACACUUACAAACAGUGUGAUCUCUAGGGUGGCUAUGGGGAGAAGAUUUGAACAUUUGAAGAUUAAGCACUUACUAGAUCGGUUUAUGGAUUUGGUGGGACGUUUUUCUUUCGUGACUUAUAUUCCGUCGCUAAGCUGGAUCGAUAUAUUGACUGGAUUUGAUCGAAAAACUAAUGAACUUAUUAAAGAAGUUAAUGAGUUUUGUGAAGAUGUAAUCCGUGAACAUGAAAACAAGAAACAGUCUGGUGACCAAGACCAAGAUCUUGUUGAUAUUUUAUUAGAAAUUCAAAGAGAUAACUCGUCGGGUUAUCAUCUUGAAAGAGACGUGAUGAAGGCUGUCCUCUUCGACAUGUUUGUUGGUGGCACUGAUACAACAUUCACACCCAUAGACUGGGCGAUUAAUGAGCUAUUACAAAACCCACGUGUUAUGAAAGAAUUGCAACAAGAGGUACACAAAAUAGGACAAGGAAGCUCAAUGAUCCCCGAAGACGACCUAGACAAAAUGCCUUACCUAAAAGCGGUCCUUAAAGAAUCCUUACGACUACAUCCUCCAGCUCCAAUACUUGGUCCUCGUGCACCAACUAAAGACGUCAAACUACAUGGUUACGAUAUCCCAUCAGGUACACGAGUGAUGAUGAACAUUUGGGCGGUAUCGAGAGAUCCAUCUAUAUGGGAAGAACCUGAAAAGUUUAGACCAGAGAGGUUCUUGAACACCACAAUCGAUUAUAAAGGUUUUGAUUUCGAGUUCGUACCGUUUGGUGCUGGACGACGAGGAUGUCCUGGUAUUAAUUUUUCAAUGGUUCUUAACGAGUUUGCUUUGGCAAAUUUAGUGUAUAAGUUUGACUUUGCAUUGUUACCUGGAGAGGGUGUGGACAUGACUGAAACACUUGGUUUAACCAUUCAUUUGCCCUUCUUGGAUGAUUUCGUUCCUUUGGCCCCUUUGGACGUGUGCUGUGUCCGAAACGAGCUCAAAGGAAGAAACUUCUCCGUCCACCUGGUGUGA
Molecule: messenger RNA, 1669 nt
Organism: Helianthus annuus (common sunflower)
Lineage: Eukaryota; Viridiplantae; Streptophyta; Magnoliopsida; Asterales; Asteraceae
Product: 3-beta-hydroxylase
Exons: 2
Coding region: 182-1669 (495 amino acids)
Molecular function (GO): heme binding; oxidoreductase activity, acting on paired donors, with incorporation or reduction of molecular oxygen; iron ion binding
Source: RefSeq, a predicted model, not a curated record